AUGUAUAUAGAGCUUCUGAAAUUUAAGUUUGAUACCCUGCCUCCAGGUGCUGUGCGUCCAACUGGCUGGCUCAAAGAUCAACUGCAGCUGUCGGCUGACGGUUUGGCUGGACACCUCUUUGAGUUUUACCGCUAUGUCUCCCGAUCUACUUGGCUGGGGGGAGACUGGGAGUAUAGCGAGUUGAACGAAGCAUCACCAUAUUGGUUCAAUUAUAUCGUGCCCUUAGCCUGGUCCCUCGAUGAUGCUAAACUCAAGUCUCAAGCAAAAGCUUAUCUUGAUUAUGUCCUCGACCACCAAGCUGAAGACGGAUGGCUCGGGCCAGAAACUACACGCCAGACCCGAGGCAUUUGGGCAAGAUCACUUCUCCUAUUUGGUCUCACACAAUACGCCGAAGCAGACCCUUCAGAACGAGACCGGAUUGUGAACAGCAUGCACAAGUUUUUGAAAUUGACUCACUCCAUGCUACGGAGCAAUUUUACAGGCUUAAUUCAGGAUAAAGACCAGGACGACCAUUUCGACCCUUUUGGCUUUGGUCUCUCCCGCACGCAUGAGCUCCCGAUCUCUUUGAUGUGGCUUUACGAGAACCACCCACGUGAUGCUGGUGACAUGAUAAUUGAAACCAUCGAGCUCAUGUUUGAUGGUGGCCGAAAGGGAGGCCGUGACUGGACAGACUUCUUCGUCGAGGAUGUUUUCCCUAAAGGAGGAACCGGCACAUUCAAAACAAGUGGUUUUACUCAUGGUGUAAAUUUGGCCCAGGGCCUUCGAUACCCAACUGUGCUCUAUCGCUUGACGGGGAAUGAUAGCCUUGUACAGCAGACUAAGAUGGCAGUCGAUAUGACAGUCAAGUAUCAAACGUCUGUUUCCGGUACUAUUAUUGGUGAUGAGCAUUUGGGUGCCCUUAGUCCUCAAAGAGGUUCGGAACUCUGUAUGACAGUCGAGUCCAUAUUUUCCUACGCCUUCCUAUACCGUUUUCAUGGGGUCAACAGUUACGCAGACAAAGCAGAACUCGCAGCUUUCAACGCAUUUCCAGCCGCCAUGAGCCCAGACUGGUGGUCUCACCAGUAUGUCACGCAAACAAACCAAAUUCGGUCAGGGAAUCUUACCCAAAACCCAUUUUUCAAUGUCGUUUCCUAUGCCAAUACAUAUGGCUUGGAACCCAAUUUUCCCUGCUGUACAGUCAACCACCCUCAAGCGUAUGCAAAGUACGUCACCUCUUCUUAUGCGAAAAUCAAUGAAAGCAGUGUUGCGCACAUUUUCCUUGGCCCUACAUCUGUUGAAACCCAUAUCAAAGGCAAAAAAGUCAAAGUCAAAUGCGAAACGAGCUAUCCAUUCGACUCCAUCCUUAAAUACACGAUUGAGAGUAAAACGAAAUUUGAUUUCGCAGUCAGGGUUCCCGGCUGGACUACCCCAAAGGCGAACAUUGAAGUCAAUGGCGGCCGCAGUAAGACAGUCGCUCCGGAUGACUCUGGGUUGCACCAUACAACAAUUCUUCCGGGUACCACGACUCUGACGCUGGAGCUACCUAUGGAGGUUCGGGUCGCAAUGCGCAACUCAUCUGCCAGUAUUUAUUAUGGCCCAUUGCUCUAUGCGUUCGAUAUCCCUUACACGGAGACGCAUCACCAACCCCUGAAUUGGACCGACCGCAAGCCUCUGCCAGAUGACGAGGUGCACCCGCACUCCCACGACUAUGUGUUAGAACCGACUGAGCUUUGGCAGUACGCAAUCGACCCAGAUAGCAUCGUCGUCAAGACGCCCACAUCGACCGUUAAAAACCUGCCCAAUCCGAUCUUUGCAAAAGAUGCUCCCCCAGUUUGUCUUACAGUUGAUGCGUGGAAGAUUGCCUGGCCAACAGAUAACGAUACAGCGGCGUGGCCUCCAAUCGACCCAGUGGUUGACAAGGAUAAAAAGGAAAAGAUAAAAUUGGUCCCGUUUGGAUCAGCCAAGUUGCAUAUUGCACAAUUCCCUGUGGCAAAAUCUCAAUAG
Molecule: messenger RNA, 1983 nt
Organism: Fusarium fujikuroi IMI 58289
Lineage: Eukaryota; Fungi; Ascomycota; Sordariomycetes; Hypocreales; Nectriaceae
Exons: 7
Coding region: 1-1983 (660 amino acids)
Biological process (GO): carbohydrate metabolic process
Source: RefSeq, a predicted model, not a curated record